UAAAGAAAGAUGGCGUUACAUAUUCAAAAAGUAACCUACUUUUCCAAAAGUCUACCUUUCAUUUUCAUAAGUUUUCUUAAUCCCAAUGUGAAGAUGUAACCGAUUUUCUAAGGCAAAUUUAAUUAAAAAGUUGUCAAAUUUCUCUAAAAGGGGUUGUUGUAGCUAGCUCUACCAAUAACACUGAAUUCCUGUAAACCCCUUAUUCCAUUUUCGUUCAUACAUUCUCAAAUAUGCAUUUUUUUCAGGUUCCCAGCAAGACACAAUAUUCCUCGAAUAUUAGUAUAAAAAAUCUAAUUAUAGUACUAACUUGUUUUGGUUGCAUGAUUUAUCUUGUUUGUUCCAUUUAUCUUGCUCCCAAUAACACAAACCAUUUCCAUACCUCAGUUUCAUUACAGGAUGAUAAUUUAACAUCCCAAACCAAUCUUGAUCAUAUUGUUUUUGGGAUUGCAUCAAAUGAGCUAUCUUGGUCCAAAAGAAAAGAAUAUGUUAAGCUCUGGUGGAAGCCUAAUAUGAUGAGGGGUUGUGUGUUUCUUGAAAAGAUGCCACCUUCUUCAUCCAAUGGCACAAAGGAUGAGUCUUUGCCUCCAAUUUGCAUAUCUGGGGAUACUUCUAAUUUCAGAUAUACUUAUAAAGGUGGGACCCCUUCAGCUAUUCGUGUGGCACGUGUCGUCUCGGAGACUGUGGCACUAAAUCAUUCUAAUGUCAGGUGGUUUGUGUUUGGUGAUGAUGACACAAUUUUCUUCCCUGAAAAUUUGGUGAAGACGCUUUCUAAAUAUGAUCAUGGCCUUUGGUACUACAUUGGGACAAAUUCAGAAAGCUUUACGCAGAACAAGUUUUUCUCCUAUGAAAUGGCUUUUGGUGGAGCUGGUUUUGCUAUAAGUUAUCCUUUGGCUAAUGUUUUGGCUAGAUUCUUUGAUUCAUGCAUAGAAAGAUACCCUCAUUUAUAUGGAAGUGAUGGUAGAGUUCAUGCCUGUUUAGCAGAGCUUGGUGUUGGCUUAACACGCGAGCCCGGGUUUCAUCAGAUGGAUUUUCAUGGAAAUGUGUUUGGACUAUUGGCUGCACAUCCUAAUAGACCUUUGGUAUCUAUGCAUCAUAUGGAGGCAAUUGAUCCUAUAUUCCCAAAUAUGACAACAGUGAAGGCUCUGGAACACUUGUACAAUGCUGCAAACUUCGAUCCGCAUCGUAUUUUGCAGCAAACAGUAUGCUACGAUCGUUGGUUUUCUUGGACAGUGUCAGUGUCUUGGGGAUAUGCUGUUCAAGUGUUCGACAAGCACGUGCCUUUACCAAAUGUUGAGCGUGUUGAAGAGAGCUACGCUCCCUGGAAAAGGAGUCAUACAGGUGCAUUAUACGACUUUGAUUCGAGGAAAUAUGAAUCUGAUCCAUGCCGAAGGCAGCUUGUUUAUUUCCUGGACAGAAUUUCUUCUGAAACCAAUAGAACUAAGGCUAUUUACAAGAGAAAGACAUCUGAGGAAUGCAAAUUCGACAUGUCUUCGCCUAGAAGACUAGAAGAAAUCAGAGUGUUAUCAAGCAAGUUAGUCCUUGACAAGCAACAGUUGCUAGCUCCAAGAAGGCAUUGCUGUGAUGUGUUAACUUCUACAUGGGGCAAUGUCAUGGAAAUAGCGAUAAGAGAAUGCAAGGAAGAUGAACUAAUUUACUUGCAGCAUUAGUACAAUAUAUUAUUAGAGACAUUCCACAAGCAUAGCUACCACCAUUUGAUGGUCUUGCCUGAUCCGAUCGCGCAAUCUCCAUUUUGAUGAUUCAUUGCUCCUGGAAGAAAAAAGAAUUUGUGCAUAAGGAAGUCUAACACCAAGCCUAGGAAAAUGCCAACAGUAUUUUCAUGGCAGAGUCAUUUGUUUCGUGAGAACUAAGUUCAAUGAGCAAAGAGGAUUCAGAGCCAGACAUAUGGGGGAAGCUUUUUGGUUUGAAAAAUCAGUUCUGUACGUUUGUACUUGGAUUAGAUGUAUACCGCCGGAAACUAGACACAUUAACAAAUUAGCAACAUACAGAAAAAACUUUGAGACUUGUGAGUCAACCCGAAAAAAUAA
Messenger RNA from Lycium ferocissimum, 2045 nucleotides. RefSeq lists its product as uncharacterized. The coding region runs from base 231 to 1667 and encodes 478 amino acids. Lineage: Eukaryota; Viridiplantae; Streptophyta; Magnoliopsida; Solanales; Solanaceae. Gene Ontology annotation, molecular function: acetylglucosaminyltransferase activity. The transcript has 3 exons. The record is from RefSeq and is a predicted model, not a curated record.